Messenger RNA from Pipra filicauda (Wire-tailed manakin), 8388 nucleotides. RefSeq lists its product as uncharacterized. Gene Ontology annotation, cellular component: plasma membrane. The record is from RefSeq and is a predicted model, not a curated record. NCBI's taxonomy places the organism in Eukaryota, Metazoa, Chordata, Aves, Passeriformes, Pipridae. Gene Ontology annotation, molecular function: calcium ion binding. Gene Ontology annotation, biological process: homophilic cell-cell adhesion.
ACAUUUUCGUGGCGAAUGUCCUGUCUUUUUGAGCUGCCCGUGGGCGAGGCAGGGCGGGCAUGUCUCGUUGGCGCUCGGUGCGUGCAGUGCCGGGAGGAGGCUGCGGGCGCCGCUGUUGACCGAGAGGAGCGAGAGGAAGGUGGAGCGCUGCAGCCCCGCCCGCUGCGGCCCGGCUCGAUCGCUGGAUCGCUGGAUUCCUGGAUCGGGAAGCGGUUCGUUUUCGAUAUUCUCCGCGGUGAGGAUCCGAGCUCCAGCGAGGCGGAGGGGCGGGCGGCGGAGGCCGGGAGCGGCAAGUCGGAGCCAGAGAGAAAGCCGGAUCGGGUGACGGCGGCGGGGAUCUGCCGGCGGUGUUGCGGUGCCGGCGGUGCGGCGGCGGAGAUGUGCGCGGCGGGGAGGCGCUGGGGCCGGCGGCAGCGAGUGCUGCUGUGGGGCGUCCUGCUGGCGGCCUGGGAGGCGGCGUGGGGGCAGCUGCGCUACUCGGUGCCCGAGGAGAUGCCCAAGGGCUCGUUCGUGGGCGACGUGGCCAAGGACCUGGGGCUGCAGAUGCCGACUCUGCGAGAUGGCGGUGUGCGCCUCUUGGACAAAGGCAGGACGCAGUAUUUUGCUGUGCACAGCAAGACGGGACAUUUAGUGACGGCCGAGAGGAUCGACAGAGAGCAGCUGUGCGAGAGUGUGGAGCAAUGCGUGCUGCGCUGUGAGCUGAUAGUGGAGGGGGAAAUGAAGGUUUACGGAAUCCAAGUGGAAAUCACGGACAUUAACGACAACGCCCCCAGCUUCCGAGAGACAGAAAUGGAGCUGAGAAUGAGCGAGACGACAGUCCCAGGAUCGCGGUUUCCCCUCCCAGACGCUCACGAUCCGGACUCUGGACAGAAUUCCCUGCAGAGCUACGAGCUGAGCGGCGACGAGCACUUCUCGCUGGCCGUGCAGACGGGCCCCGGCGGGGAUCAGCGUCCCGAGCUGGUGCUGGCGAAGGGGCUGGACCGGGAGGAGGCGGCGUUUCACGAGCUGGUGCUGAGGGCGAGCGACGGCGGCGAGCCGUCCCGGACGGGCACGGCGCGGAUCCGCGUGACGGUGCUGGACGCGAACGACAACGCGCCCGUGUUCAGCCAGGCGGAGUACACGGUGCGUGUGCCGGAGGACGUGCCCGUGGGCUCCACCCUCGUCACCGUGACGGCCACCGAUGCCGACGAGGGUCUGAACGGGCACGUGAAAUAUUCGUUUAAGAAAAUAAAAGAAAAAGAGUCGCAGAUUUUCCAGCUAGAUGCUGAGACAGGAGCGAUCACACUGUUGCGAAGCCUGGACUUCGAGGAAGGCGAUUACUACGAACUGGAGGUGCAGGCACAUGAUGGUGGAGCUCUCUUCGACACAGCUAAAGUCGUAGUCACCGUGACAGAUGUGAACGACAACGCUCCUGAACUUAUAGUUUCGUCGGCGCUGAGUGAGAUCUCGGAGGAUGCCCCGACGGGGACGGUGGUGGCCCUGCUGCACGUGCACGACCGAGACUCGGGGGCCAAUGGCGAGGUGCGUUGCUCGCUCGACGGGAGCCACCCGUUCCGACUGGAGAAAUCCUUUGAGGACUACUACCGCGUGGUGACAGCGAGAGAGCUGGACCGGGAGCAGGAGUCGGAGUACAACGUGACAGUGCGGGCGGCCGACGGCGGUGGUCCGUCGCUGCAGAGCAGCAGGGUGCUGUGUCUGCGGGUGCUGGACGUGAACGACAACGCGCCGGUGUUCUCGCAGGAGCGCUACAGCGCUCGGCUGUCGGAGAACAACGUGGCGGGCGCGCUGGUGCUGCGGGUGCGGGCGACGGACUCGGACUGGGGGGAGAACGCGCGCGUGCGGUACCGUCUGGGGGAGGGUGGUGUGCGGGGCUGGCCGCUGUCGUCGUACGUGUCGGUGCAGGCGGAGACGGGCGCGCUGUACGCGCUGCGCUCGUUCGAUUACGAGGAGGUGCGCGGGGUGGGGCUGUGGGUUUGGGCGGAGGACGGCGGCUCGCCGGCGCUGAGCAGCAACGUGUCGGUGCGGCUGGUGAUCGUGGACGAGAACGACAACGCGCCGCAGGUGCUGUACCCGCCGGCGGCUUUGUCGGGCUCGGUGUGGUCGGGCGUGGAGCUGGCGGCGCGGUCGAGCGAGGCCGGCGCGCUGGUGGCCAAGGUGGUGGCGGUGGACGCGGACGCGGGUCAGAACGCGUGGCUGUCGUACGAGCUGGCGAAGGCGACGGAGCCGGGGCUGUUCCGCGUGGGGCUGCACAGCGGCGAGGUGCGCACGGCGCGCUCGCCACUGGCCCGCGACGCGUCGCGGCAGAGCCUGGUGGUGCUGGUGAAGGACCACGGGCGGCCGGCGCUGUCGGCCACGGCCACGCUGAGCGUGGUGCUGGCCGAGAGCGUGGCCGAGCUGCUGGCCGAGCUGGGCAGCGCGGCGCGGGCGGAGGCGGAGGCGGGGGCGGGCGAGGCGGGCGGCAGCCUGACGCGCUGGCUGGUGCUGGCCGUGGCCGCCGUGUCGUGCCUGUUCCUCGCCUUCCUGCUGCUGCUGCUGGCGCUGCGCCUGCGGCGCUGGCGGCGCUCGCAGCAGCAGCUGCUGGCGGCGGGCAGCGGCGCCUUGCGCGGCGUGCCGGCCACGCACUUCGUGGGCAUCGACGGCGUGCGCGCCUUCCUGCACUCCUACUCGCACGACGUGUCUCUCACGGCCGACUCGCGCAAGAGCCACCUCCGCUUCUCGGCCGACAGCUGCUGCGCCACCCUGCCGGCCCGGCCGCCGCCCGACGAGCCCGCGCCGCUGCUCGGAGACGAGGAACCUGCCGGUGCCCAGCAGGCGGACCCCGCCCCUCUCUCGGCAAGAGGUUCUGCGCUUGCUGAUAAUAAUAGAACAGAGACCCCAGGGCCGUUGCAGCCCCAUCCGGGGCCAAAGUUGUUCCCCGCCGAGCGCGGCCGUGAGGCGGCUGCAGUGUUGUGUCGGCGCCUCCGGGUGCCGCUGUUGGGCCGCCGGCGAGCGUUGCUGGAGCCGCCGCCGCCGCCGCCUGUGCGUGCUGUCCCCGCAGGCUGCUGGCUCGGGCGGGCAGUGCGGGCCAGAGCGGCAGCGGCACGGGCAGCAGAGGCGAGAGGCGGCGCGGGCAGCAGAGGCGUGCGAGUGGGAGGCGGCGGCGGUCCGGGUUUGCUUUGUCGGGCGCUGCUGUGGCUGCGCCGAGCGGCUGCGAGGGAGGCGGGGCGGCGGCAGGAGCCUGGCGAGCUCGGCGAGCGAGCGCUGUGGGCGAUGUCGGGCGGGCGGAGGCCGAGCGGCGGGCCGGGCGGCGGGCGAGCGGCGGUGCUGGGCGCUGUGCUGCUGUGGCUGUGCUGGCGGGCGGCGGCGGAGCGGCUCCGCUACUCCAUGGCCGAGGAGCUGCCCAGAGGCUCGCUGGUGGGGCCGCUGGCCCGGGACCUGGGGCUCAGCGCCGACGACCUGCCGGCGCGCAAGCUGCGGGUGGCGUCUGCCGGCAAAAAGCAGCUGAAAUACUUCUCGGUGAGCGAGACAAACGGGAACCUGUACGUGAGCGAGAGGCUGGACCGGGAGGAGCUGUGCGGCGAGUCGUUGUCCUGCUCGAUCAGCUUCGAGGCGCUGGUGCACAACCCGCUCAACGUCUUCCGUGUCGAAGUGGCCAUUGAGGACGUGAAUGACAACUCCCCGGUCUUCAGCAAGGAUGCCCUGGACCUCGAGAUCGGUGAAUUAAUUCCUCCCGGUACUCGUUUUCCUCUGGAGAUGGCCCGAGAUGCGGACGUGGGAAGUAAUUCCCUGAUUAUUUAUCAACUCAGCAGCAACCCAUCCUUCAGUCUGGCCGUGAAGGAGAUCACGAGUGGAAAGAAGCAGCCGGAAUUAGUGCUGGAGAAAGCGUUGGACCGGGAGAAGCAGAGCUCCUUUGAGCUGGUGCUGACGGCAGUGGACGGCGGGGACCCCGCGAGGUCCGGGACUGUCCAGGUUCGUGUCAACGUGACGGACGCCAACGACAACCCGCCCGUGUUCAGCAAAAACGUCUACGAGGCGCGAGUGGUGGAGAAUCUGCCGGCAGGUUCGCUGGUGCUGCAGGUACGGGCCACGGAUGCGGACGCGGGGUCCAAUGGGCGGGUCUCCUACUCCUUUGGCAACGUCCCGGCCGGGAUCCGCGAGUUGUUCUAUGUCGACAGCGAGAGCGGCGAGAUCAGCACCGAGGGGCCCCUCGAUUUCGAGGAGACGAAUAUAUAUAGGUUCGCUCUAGAAGCGAGGGACGGGGGCGGACUCACGGGACAUUGUGAAGUGCAGAUAGACGUCACAGACGAGAACGACAACGCACCCGAGAUCACCCUUCUGUCACUGUCGAGCCCCGUACCUGAGGACGCGCCGGUCGGCACCGUGGUGGCCCUGCUGAACGUGAACGACCCGGACUCCGGUGAGAACGGUGAGGUGUCGUGCGAGCUGUCGGGAGAGGCGCCGCUGUCGAUCGUGGCGUCGUCGGGCGGCUCUUACAAGGUGGUGACGGCGAGCGCGCUGGACCGCGAGCAGGCGUCCGAGCACCGCGUGACGGUGGUGGCCCGGGACCGGGGCAGCCCGGCUCUGUGGAGCAGCAGGGAGCUGUUGCUGGAGGUGUCGGACGUGAACGACAACGCGCCGGUGUUCGAGGAGGCGUCGUACAGCGCGUACGUGCGGGAGAACAACGCGGUGGGCGCGCUGGUGUUGCGCGUUGUGGCUCGGGACUUGGACGCGGGCGCGAACGGGCGCGUGAGCUACUGGCUGUCGGGCGGCAGCGCGGGCGCGGCGGGCGCGGCGCCGCUGGUGUCGGUGGAGGCGCGGAGCGGCGCGGUGUACGCGCAGCGCUCGUUGGACUACGAGCAGUGCCGCGAGUUCUUGGUGGCCGUGCGGGCGCAGGACGGCGGGUCGCCGGCGCGCAGCUCGACGGCCACGGUGCGCGUCUUCGUGCUCGACCAGAACGACAACGCGCCGCGGGUACUCUACCCGCCCCCGCCGGCGGCGUCGGGCUCGGUGGGUUCGGCUUUCGAGGUGGUGCCGCGUUCGGCGUCGUCCGGGUACCUGGUGGGCAAGGUGGUGGCGGUGGACGCGGACGCGGGGCGCAACGCGUGGCUGUCGUACGAGCUGGUGCAGGCGUCGGAGCCGGCGCUGUUCCGCGUGGGGCUGCACAGCGGCGAGGUGCGCACGGCGCGGGCCGUGUCGGAGAGGGACGCGGCCAAGCAGCGCGUGGUGGCCGUGGUGAAGGACCACGGCGAGCCGGCGCUGUCGGCCACGGCCACGCUGCACGUGGUGCUGGCCGAGAGCUUGCAGGAGGCGCUGCCGGAGCUGAGCGAGCGGGCGGCGGGCGCCGAGGCGGCGGGCGAGCUGCAGUUCUAUCUGGUGCUGGCGCUGGCGCUGCUGUCGGCGCUGUUGGUGCUGAGCGUGGCGCUGGCCGUGCUGGCGCGGCUGCGGCGGGCCGGGCCGCCCGGCGUGCUGCGCUGCCUGGGCGCGCAGCGCUUGUCGCUGGCCGGCGCCGCCUUCCCGGCCGACUUCUGCGAGGGCACCUUGCCCUACUCCUACAACCUGUGCGUGGCGGCGCCGCCCCGCUUGGCCGCCGAGGCCGCUUGGCCGCCGCCGCCGCUGCCCAUCGUGCCCGCGGAGGAGCUUGUGGCCGGGGCGCCCUGCGAGAAGCCGAGCCCGAGCAGCAGCGCCGUCCUGGGAGAGCCGCCUGCCGACCCCGACGCACCUCAGCAAGCUCAGCCCAACACAGACUGGCGCUUCUCUCAGACCCAGAGACCUGGAACAAGUGGCUCCCAGAAUGGAGAGGAAGCUGGAGCCUGGCCCAACAACCAGUUUGACACGGAGGUGCUCCAAGCCAUGAUCCUGGCUUCAGCAAACGAAGCUGCUGAUGGCAACUCGACCCUGGGCGGCGGGAAUGGCACGAUGGGGCUGAGCGCCCGCUACGGCCCCCAGUUCACCCUGCAGCACGUCCCCGACUACCGGCAGAACGUUUACAUCCCGGGCAGCAACGCCACCCUCACCAACGCCGCCGGCAAGCGCGACGCCAAGAACGCCGCCCCCGCCGCGGGCAACAAGAAGAAAUCCGGGAAGAAGGAGAAGAAGUAGAGAAGAAGAAGAAGGAGACCUUAGAGCUACAGGGCAGCCGGCUCCAGCACUCCCCCCCCAAAAAAAACCCCACAGCCCAGGCCGGAGGACGAAUGUGAAUUUUUUAUUUUUUUUUUAUUCUUUUUUUUUUGUGAUGCAAAAGUAGGAAAUGCUGCGAAUGUAUCUGGUCAUCAUCAGGUCUGGGAGCAGGGACUCGCUGCUCUUAGACCUCGUGAUGGAAACCAAUCUGGAAGCUCAACCGAACACAAACAAGUGCCCUGUGAAUAAUGUUUUAUACGAUCCCUCGGGUGUUAGAAUAUGCAAGGGCGGAAGGUCUUUUGCCACGUCUUUGGAUCCGAUUUGCUCCCAGGUAGUCCGAGGCUUUGUGCUCGGCUUUGCCCAAUGUAAAUAAUUUUAACGUGGAUCUUUUAAUUUAUGUAGCCCUUCAAUCAUUUUUUGUUUGGAAUGGAAAAGGAAGUUCUUAGCUUAGAGCCCACGCUCCAGUUCUUCGCUCUUAAAUUUUCCAUUCAUAAAAUUCACCCCACCCCAUCCCCCCCCGCCCUGCCCCAGAUAAUGAUAGUGAUGGAUUUUGGAAUUUGGAAGUUGGUAGGGAGUGCUUCAGUUCCUGCUUACCUGUCACCCAGAAAAAAAACAACAAGUGUUUAUAUUGCAUGAAUCAAAGGGAAUAUGGCAAAGCUGCAUCCUAAACAUUUUUUUUUUGUUUGUUUGGUUUUUUUUUUUAAAGUGUAACCACUAAUGGCCUGAAAUAUGAGAAAGUAAAAAGCCCUCCCGAUGUCUGAGAGGCAGGGAAUUGGAUAAAAGGAGCGUUGCCGAGGUGUGCGGCAGCUGCCCCGGCGGUUCUAGGGGUCUCCGAAGAGCAGACACAUCUCAAACCUUCUUUGCAGUAAAUAUUUAUAUGUACAGUCGAUGUUCUUAUGGAAUUAAGGCUAAGAGAGCCUCGCUCCCCUGCGGCCAGGCGGGUGCCCGGCCGGGUCCCCCGCCCGAGGGGACACCCGGGGACGACGCUUCCCGUCUCUGCACAGUGUCUGCAUGCACGUCCCUCACCUCCCACCUGCACUAGCGCAGUAGCUCCACACGGACCCGGAGGAGUCCUCGCAUGCCCACGCAGCGUGGUGUGAACGCGCCGGCAGCCGCCCGAGCCCCCGCGCCGGGGCUGCCUCGGGGGGAAGGGGUGGGAGGGGGUGGGGUGGGUCAGGCGGGGUGGGGAAACUCCUUGCUUCUUAUUUGGGCCCCAAAAGGUAAUUUGGGGUGAUAGGGCAGUUUUUUAUAAGGCGGUUGUUUCGGGGGGGUCUCGCCCGAAGGGGCGGGAUCCGCAGAGCUGCCCGUGCAUGGCUUUGGUGCAGAGUUGGUGAUUGAGUAAGUGAUGGUUGUUUUGGUGGCGUUUGGGGACCAGAUUCAGAGAAGGGACCCAAAAGCAGGGGGUGAUGCUGCAAAACUGGGGGCAAUAACUGAGGGAGUGUCGAAUGGGACCGUGUAGGGCCAGCCUGGAAGAAGUGAUGCUCCCGCUGGCUUUGGGCUUUCCACCCCACGGAGAGAAUCAAAGGAUGAGGAAUAGAGUUUCUCCACACGCCCAUCAUCCUUGCACCAGGCCAGCUUCCCAUAGCAAAGCAGCUCUGAGCCCUCCAGGGAGGCAGAGGGGGGCUUUGUGUAGCCAGAGUGAGGAGAGGGGCUGUGGGGUGGCCAGGAAGGGGCCGCACCGAGUUUCCCAGGGGGUGUGUGUUGUUUUUUUCCUUUUUUAAUCACUAACACGUAACUCACCUGAGCAGAUCCAGCCCUCUCAGCCAGGCUCACCCUACCCCAGCCCCCUCCCCAAACCCAGGGCAGCAGGAGCAUCCUCCGUGUCUCAUCCGGAUCCAGCCACCUCCAGCUCUGGCUGCACUGGGAGCGGUUCCCACCCUGUCCCCUGCAGCUGCCACCUGCCCCCCCUUCCCUCUAGAAAUGCUGUAGCUGAAUCGUAGUCUUUAUAUUUUCUUUUUAAUCUGCAAUCUGAGGUAGCGUAGUGAGUGUUGUGUAUUUAGUGGUGUGUUAUUUUUAAUUGCAGUAACUAACUUGUGGACAUCAGUAUUUUCAAUUUUCUCUGUAUCUUCUUUCCAUGUGGUCUGUGCUCCGAGUGUACGUGAAAUGAAAACACGUUUGCCCUUUCAAUGUGUCUAAUAUUGAAUUAUACUUAUAUAUUAUAUAUAUGCUUAUAUCCUUCUUAUACCCAUAUAGACCAAUGUCGAUGUGUUACACGCAAGUUUUAUACUCUAAUAUUUAUAUUGCUUUUUUUCUUUGGGAAAAAAAAAUAAUAAAAUGGUUUCUUCUGAAUAA